CAAGCCAAGAAGCAGCCAAGGCUUCAUACUGAAAUCUGUGGUGAACCAAAACGGUGCAGCUGGUAUUGCUAAUUCUUCAAUUCUGAAAGCUCCUCUCACCUUGCUCUGAAAUGAUGCUAGUCUGUUUGUCAGACUUUGAGGCUUAUGCUAAAAAACAUCUCCCAAAGGCUGUUUGGGAUUUCUUUGCCGCUGGUGCUGAUGAAUGCUGUACUCGAGAUGACAACCUUGCAGCCUUUAAAAGAAUCUACUUCCGGCCACGCUUGCUGAGGAAUAUGUCUGUGAUGGAUACAAGAACCACUGUCCUUGGCACAGAGAUCAGCUUUCCUGUGGGCAUUGCUCCCACAGGUAUGCACAAGUUGGCUUGUCCCGAUGGGGAGCAGAGCACAGCAAGAGCAGCGAAAGCUAUGAAUAUCUGCUACAUUGCCAGCACUUACUCCACUUGCUCUAUGGAAGAAAUCGCUGCUGCUGCUCCUGCUGGCUUCCGAUGGUUUCAACUCUACAUUCACCGGAACAGGACCAUCGCUGAGCAGCUGGUGCGAAAGGCAGAGUCCUUGGGCUUCCAGGCCUUGGUGCUCACAGCUGAUCUGCCGUACACUGGGAAGAGGCGGGACGACAUCCGCAACAACUUCCAGUUCUUGUCUUCUGUUAAAUUGAAGAACUUGGAAGGUUUCUUUGAGGGUGAAGACCAUACAGAGUAUGGGGUGCCUCCCAACUCCAUAGAUCCUUCUGUCACUUGGGAAGAUAUCUCCUGGCUACAGAGCGUGACAUGCUUGCCCAUCAUUGUAAAGGGAAUUCUGACCAAGGAAGAUGCAGAACUGGCAGUGAGACAUGGAGUGAAAGGGAUUAUUGUAUCCAACCAUGGAGGGCGACAGCUGGAUGGGGUGCCUGCAGCGAUUGAUGCUCUGGUGGAAGUUAGGGCUGCAGUGCAAGAUAAAGCUGAAGUUUACGUGGAUGGUGGGAUACGAACGGGAACUGACAUCCUGAAAGCACUGGCACUUGGAGCAAAAUGUGUCUUCAUCGGAAGGCCUGCCCUCUGGGGUCUGGCCUAUAAGGGUGAAGAAGGGCUUCAGCAGCUGUUGAAGAUUCUGAAAGACGAAUUUCGCCUGUCAAUGGCUCUUGCAGGAUGCAGAAAUGUCUCAGAAAUUGGCCGCCAUCUUGUUCAGUAUUCCAGAUUAUAAAAAGCCUUCCUGCAGUGUUGACCAAAACAGAAAAUGACCACAGACUCUUCUGGUUAAGCCCAGAGUGCCAGGAGAAGAAAAGAACCAGCAUGUCCUAAACCAACAUAUGGUAUCUUUCAGUCCCUCUAAAUCUAUGGGAUGGCAGGUCAUUAGACAACCAACUAUCUCUUAAAUCUAUACCUGUCAGUGCCUGAAAAUCAGGGGGGUUUUUUUUGCAACUCUACAGCCCUCUGGCCCAGCUGUAAAACAUUAGUAAAAAGUGUUGCAGCAUUGCUAGGCCCUUGGUCCGCAUGCAUGAUCCAAGGGUAUCAUGUCCUCAUUUGAUUUUAACAUCCAAGGAAUCCUUAUGAGCCUCUAGCAAGAAAAUGAGGGAUGAGACUUUCAGAAAAAAUGAACUCCUUGUCCCAUAAUUUGGUGGGAAAUUCCCUCUCUGGCCAAAAUGAAAGACCUUAUCUCUCUGUCUAAACAGUUAAUCUCACCCAAGAAGCUCUUUUAUUUUCUUGCCCACAUUACCUCAGGAUAGACCCAGUUUUCCCAGGGUCCACUUGUCUCCAUGACUAGAACAAUGGAACAAAUAACUGCUUCUGGGUUGGAAGGCUAAAUAUCUCUGAACAAGCCUAAUUGGCCAAAGCCUGUGAAUCACUAACAGCAGCAUUGAUAAUAUCAUUGACUGUUAAGGAUUUGGAAAGGGAAAAUCUGAGUAUUUUUUUCACUUUGGGUUCCAUCAGGGGUGCCUUAUUUUCUAUUUUUUUGCUGCACUUGGCCUUUCAUUUUGCACCAAAGGGAAGCAUUUUUGGGUUCCCUCUUUGUUGCUUUUCCAUUCAUGUUGUAUGGCACUCCAAAAGUUGUAAAGGAGCCUUAAAAACUAGUCCAAAAAGCAGAAGCGAGGCAGCAGAGAAUCAAUCUACUCCAAAAGGAGGAAACAUUACACAAGAAAGAAAAACCAUCAGACCUGUGUAGUUUAUAUUAUCACAUUCAUCACCACCAUUAUCAUUAAUUCAUUUCUAAUAAAGAUUACAGCACGCUCAUUGACUUGCUUGGAACUAGCAGGCUAAAUUCCUCCCUUCCCAACCACUAGUGCACUGUAUAUAGCACUUCCAAAAAGUCACCAAAAUAUACAUUGUUAACAGAAUAAAUGCACAAUAAAUUAACCAAAUAAAAUGUUUUUUUUAAAAAAAUCAGUCAAACAGUCAAAGUACCCCACAUAUGCA
This is a messenger RNA of Pogona vitticeps (central bearded dragon), 2389 nucleotides long. RefSeq names its product hydroxyacid oxidase 2 (gene HAO2). The record is from RefSeq and is a predicted model, not a curated record. Gene Ontology annotation, molecular function: (S)-2-hydroxy-acid oxidase activity; FMN binding. Gene Ontology annotation, biological process: fatty acid alpha-oxidation. NCBI's taxonomy places the organism in Eukaryota, Metazoa, Chordata, Lepidosauria, Squamata, Agamidae. Gene Ontology annotation, cellular component: peroxisomal matrix.